AUGUUCAAGAAACAAGAUUUCGUUGCGGAGGGCAAGGAAUGCAACGCGCUCAAGAAAUUGGAUUCAGUCACGGAGACAACUUUUGCGAUAUCGAUCAGAAGCGAUCAAAACAAAACUGCUACGGAACCCAGGAAGGAUUUUGUAAUGGUCCAUAGACAGGGCACAGACGGUAAUUUUGCAUGUAGACUAAUCAAAAAACAGAAAGUGCGCCCCGGUGCUGUCGUUGUUACGUAUGACGAAGAUUUUGCUGUUUCAUUGCGUGUUCUAUUCUUCCCCUUCGAGAGAGAA
Molecule: messenger RNA, 288 nt
Organism: Iphiclides podalirius (scarce swallowtail)
Lineage: Eukaryota; Metazoa; Arthropoda; Insecta; Lepidoptera; Papilionidae
Source: the annotation of a GenBank genome assembly